AUGGCUUCGACUCAUAUCCACCACAAAAAGUUUAUUAAAUCAGACCACCACAUUAAUUACUCGACUUCACCAGACACUUUUUUCAAUGAUUUUGUUGAGUCAAACCCACCUCCACAGGAAGUCGAUUUGGCUAGUCGUGUAAGGCAAAGUACAAUUGGAUUUAUCGAAGUGCUUAAGAAGUGUAAUCCUUCUCUUGAUUUUUCUAAUAUCAUAUCGAAACGUGCGCUGACAUCGCCGAGUACACCAACACAUAAUGACUACCAUGACAAUUCAAAAUAUGACUAUAUUUUAUAUACUGAUGAAGUGAUUGGGACGGGGGUUGAGAGUGUUGUUUCAUACGGAAAACGACCAGGGUCCAGAUAUCGAGUCCUUUGUUUACUUGGCCAAGGUGCAUUUGGUCAGGUGGUGAAAUGUUUCGACGAAGCUAACAAAGUGUUUGUUGCUAUUAAAGUCCUCAAAAACCGUCCAGCUUACUACCGACAAGCUAUGCUUGAAAUUGCAAUUCUUCAGGUUUUGAACGUCAAGUUUGACAAUGAUGGAAAAGGUAACACGCUGCGGAUGGUUGAUCACUUUGUUUUCCAUAACCACAUUUGUAUAGUUACUGAAUUACUUUCAAUUAAUUUAUAUGAAUUGAUGAAACAAAACAAUUGUCGUGCGCUUUACGUGGGUUUGACGCGUUCGAUUUUGCUUCAACUUCUUGAAGCAUUAACAGUGUUAUAUAAAAAUGGGGGAUCCUCUAGAG
This is a messenger RNA of Entamoeba invadens IP1, 742 nucleotides long. RefSeq lists its product as hypothetical. Gene Ontology annotation, molecular function: ATP binding; protein tyrosine kinase activity; protein serine/threonine kinase activity. Gene Ontology annotation, biological process: peptidyl-threonine phosphorylation; peptidyl-serine phosphorylation. Gene Ontology annotation, cellular component: cytoplasm. Lineage: Eukaryota; Evosea; Mastigamoebida; Endamoebidae. The record is from RefSeq and is a predicted model, not a curated record. The transcript is spliced from 2 exons. The annotation marks the transcript as partial.